UUUAUCUUCAUCAUCUUAUACUUUUUGAAACCUAUUUUAAGAAGAUCAUCAUCAUACACCACCUUGAUCAACGUACUUAGUUAUCAAUUGUAUGGCACCACCACCUCCGUCGCCACCACCUGUUUCGUUGAAGGUAUUACUCCUUCUUCUAAGGGUUCUAACAGGUGUGUUCCUUGUUAUAGCGCUCAUCAUCCUCAGCACCAACAGUGUCACCAUUGUAUCUCAAGGAAGCGCAGUGAAAUUUCAUUUCAAAGAUGUUUAUGCCUAUAGAUACAUGCUUUCAGCUGCGGCCAUUGGACUAGUUUACGCAGUCGUACAACUGUUCUUCACAAUCUCCGAAUUUGCCACAGGAAUCAAAAACCCUUUUAAUUAUCAACUCGAUUUUUACGGUGACAAGGUAACAUCAUAUCUAGUGGCGACGGGCUCAGCGGCUGGAUUUGGAGUGAGCAAAGAUUUGAAAGACACAUUUCUAGCAUUAGUCGCAUUGGAUUCGACUGAUCCUGUAGACACUUUCUUCAACAGAGGAUACGCAUCGGCCAGUCUCCUUCUCUUUUCUUUCAUAUGUCUCGCUGUUUUAUCUGUUUUCUCAUCCUUCGCCAUUGCCAAACAUAUUUCUUAAUUUUAUUAAUUCUUAUAUCAUUCUAGAACUAGUAAUUAUAAUUCAAUAUUAUUUGAUCAGAUAUAUAUAGCUUUGCUCCCA
Molecule: messenger RNA, 700 nt
Organism: Capsella rubella
Lineage: Eukaryota; Viridiplantae; Streptophyta; Magnoliopsida; Brassicales; Brassicaceae
Product: CASP-like protein 4D2
Exons: 2
Coding region: 92-619 (175 amino acids)
Source: RefSeq, a predicted model, not a curated record